Molecule: messenger RNA, 300 nt
Organism: Verticillium alfalfae VaMs.102
Lineage: Eukaryota; Fungi; Ascomycota; Sordariomycetes; Glomerellales; Plectosphaerellaceae
Exons: 1
Coding region: 1-300 (99 amino acids)
Source: RefSeq, a predicted model, not a curated record
AUGGCGCCCAAUUCGGCCGCUCCUUCGAUGAGGGUCUCUGGUGAAGGGUAUGGCUCUAAGGGUGCCACGUCGAGGAUCCGCAGAGAAAAGCUGACAAGCAGCAGUCUCCAGGUGCAGGGCACUUCGCAUGCACUCGAGAGGUACCGGACGGAUCCGUCACCGGGCGUCGCGGAGAGACUUCUCGCCCGCGCGGCCAACGGGCGUGACAGUGGCGGCGGCAGUGAGGCAGCGAAUAAGGGCCUGCAGGAGCUGGAAGCGAUGAUGAAGCGGACGACGCGGGCAGUGACGCCUCGCAGCUGA